AUGGCUGCCAACCAGCUAACAGACGACAGCGGGCGGGCCGCGACGCUCGACAGCCCGAGCGGCUGCCCGCCGCAGCUGCCCCCGGCGUGCCCCGCUCGCCGGCCGGCGGCGCAGGGACAGUGCGGGACGGCGGGGCAGCCGCCGCCACCGCAGCAGCAGCUAGCGACCUCAUAUAUUGAACCUCAGAGCACCAGAGCGACCUCAGCCAGUACCUCAGCCCCGCUCAGCGUCAGCGUCAGCGUCGAAGAGGCGCGGCCCGACGAGCCGGUCACCUGCGGCGAGUGCCUCGAGCAGUUCGCCGACCUGCAGCUGUACCUCGAGCACGCGUGCGAGAGCGGCGCCCCCGCGUGGCCCGACGACGAAGCGUCGGCGGCGAACAGCGACAAUGACAGCCUCCUCAGUGACGUCGAGACGUUCGAGGGCAAGAUCGUCUACCAGCCGGACGGCUCGGCGUACAUCAUCGAGCCGGGCGACUCCGAGUUCAGCAACGCGAGCACGUCCAGCCUCGACAUUCCGACGCAAGAGGGCGCCAUCAUCGACAAGCGCGACGCGGUCGUCAGCAGCGCGCUACCUCAGAUCGUCAAUGCAUUCCACGUGUCGUGGAACACGGUCAUGUACGACCCGGCGCUGUACGGGCGCGGCCGCGCCGGCGACGCCCCCGAGAAGAAGCGCUUCACCGAAGCGCCGGUCAUGCACAGCUACCGCGUCUACGACUCGUUUGUCGCGCACGCCAUCGGCGAGCACGGCGUUCGCAUGUCCGCCGAGGAGCAGUGCAUUAUGGACCGCGAGAACUCCUCGGCGAUCAUCCAGGGCCUCGGCGUCGAUAAGGAGCCGCUGCUCUCCUUCCUCGAGCCCAACCUGCCUAACCGCACGUACGGCGGCGGCGGGAGCAGCGCGGGGAAACCCGCCGCGAAUCUGUCAGUAUUACCGGCGGCGACGACGACGACGACGCUUUCAGGCGCGGCGUCGGGCGCGGUCGCCGCCAGCGCCACCUACGCAUACGUCCCCGUGUCGCCGGACGCGGACGGGAAGACCGCACCGCCGCAGGGUGAGGGCGCCACCGGGCAUUUCACCGUGCCGGACUCGCCGCGGCCGAAACAAGUGGACGUCUUCAACGACGACAGCGACAGCUCUCAGGCGGUCGCCGCGACGACGCCGGAUCUGAUCGAUGGCGGAGGCGGCGGCGGCGGCCGGGGGGCGGCGGCGUCGCCGGGCCGCGCGGCGGGCGGCCCGUGGUCUACGUCGCGCCCCGGCUCGAGUCCGAGCGAAUCCGGCUCGUCGCACAGCGACGCGAUGGACCUCGUCGCCCGCGGUUACCUCUCGCCACUGGUUGCCGGGGGCAACCCGUUCCCGCUCUGCCCGCAGCAUCCCGACGGGAAGGGCGGCAGCGAGUGCGGGAAGUGCGAGGCGUUGCUCGGCGCUGCGGCGGCAGCGGCGGCGGCGGCGGCGGCGGCGGCGUCGCAUUCGCUCGGCGGUCACAUCAACCUGAUGCACUCGCGCAACUCGUGCAAGACGCUCAAGUGCCCCAAGUGCAACUGGCACUACAAGUACCAGGAGACUCUCGAGAUCCACAUGAAGGAGAAGCACCCGGAGAGCGAGACGACGUGCCUGUACUGCCUCGCCGGGCAGCCUCACCCGCGACUCGCGCGCGGCGAGACGUACAACUGCGGCUACAAGCCGUACCGCUGCGACGUCUGCAACUACUCGACGACGACCAAGGGCAACCUCAGCAUCCACAUGCAAUCCGACAAGCAUCUGAACAACCUCAACGACCUUCACAACGGGGACGCGCGCGCGCCGCAACCGGCCGACAUGUUUACCCCGCCCGACGUCGCCGCCGCCGCCGCCGCCGCCGCCGCGCCGCAGCCCCGCCUCCUGCCGAGUCUCGGAGCGCCGCCCCCUGGUGACGGUAAGGGGAAACCGACAUGGCGCUGCGACGUUUGCGCGUACGAGACGAGCGUCGCGCGCAAUCUUCACAUUCACAUGACGAGCGAGAAGCACGCGCACAACAUGCUCGCGCUGCAGCAUAGUGCCAAGCAGCUACAGCGCGACAUGCACUACCAGCACAGCGAGCAGCUGCGGCACCUCCACGCCGCGCUCGGGCUCCCGACGCCCCCUCCCCCCGACCUCAUCCCCCCGCCGCCCCCCGACCCACGCUUCAACCCCGCCAUGCUCAUGCACGGGUUUGGCGGCAUGGAAGCGGCGGCGGCGGCGGCGGCGGCUGCGGCGGCGAUGGAUAAGCCGCUGGAUGUCGUUGCCGUCGACAACGUGAAGAUGUUCCAGUGUUGCAUCUGCAACGUGUAUUCGACGGAGAGCCUGGAUGCACUCCACCAACACAUGCAGACGGACCGCACGAAGGAAGGAGGCCUCGAAGUCGCCGUCGUCGUCGGCGCCACCUACAUGUGCAAGCUCUGUCAGUACAAGACGAACCUGAAGGCGAACUUCCAGCUGCACUGCAAGACGGACAAGCAUCUUCAGAAGCUGCAGCUGAUCAACCACAUCCGCGAGGGCGGCCCGCGCAACGAGUGGCGCCUGAAGUACCUUACGAUGACCAACCCCGUGCAGGUUCGCUGCAACGCGUGCGACUUCCAAUCGAACAGCGUGCACAAGUUCCAGCUCCACGUCGGAAGUCAGAUGCACGAGUUGAACGGUCGGCUGUUCUUGCACCUUCAGGCGAGCGAGGCGGCGACGGCUGCGCGCCGCUACUACCACUGCGCGCUCUGCAACUUCAACUCUCGCUCGCGCUCCAACAUGAUCCAGCAUGUGAAGUCCGUGAAGCACCUGCGCAGUGAGGCGCUCCGGCAGCAGCAGCAGCUGGGGUUGCUGCCCGAGGAGGUUACCGACGUGCUGACGGUGAAGGAGUACCGCGACGGCGACAAGGUCAACUUUGACGACCACG
This is a messenger RNA of Priapulus caudatus, 2899 nucleotides long. RefSeq names its product zinc finger homeobox protein 4-like. Gene Ontology annotation, cellular component: nucleus. The record is from RefSeq and is a predicted model, not a curated record. The annotation marks the transcript as partial. NCBI's taxonomy places the organism in Eukaryota, Metazoa, Priapulida, Priapulimorpha, Priapulimorphida, Priapulidae. Gene Ontology annotation, biological process: regulation of transcription by RNA polymerase II. The transcript has 2 exons. Gene Ontology annotation, molecular function: DNA-binding transcription factor activity, RNA polymerase II-specific; zinc ion binding; RNA polymerase II cis-regulatory region sequence-specific DNA binding.